GUCCCGGGGGGGUCCCGGGGGGGUCCCGGCGCCCCCCGGCCCGGAGCCAUGGGCGAAUGGACCAUCCUGGAGCGGCUGCUGGAGGCGGCGGUGCAGCAGCACUCAACCAUGAUCGGCAGGAUCCUGCUGACGGUGGUGGUGAUUUUCCGCAUCCUGAUCGUGGCCAUCGUGGGCGAGACGGUGUACGAGGACGAGCAGACCAUGUUCAUGUGCAACACCCUCCAGCCCGGCUGUAACCAGGCCUGCUACGACCGCGCCUUCCCCAUCUCGCACAUCCGCUACUGGGUGUUCCAGAUCAUUCUGGUCUGCACCCCCAGCCUCUGCUUCAUCACCUACUCCGUGCAUCAGGCGGCCAAACAGCGCGAGCGACGCUGUUCCUUCCUGCAGCCGCUGCUGGACGCGCGCCGCGCCGGCGCCGCCGGAACCGCCGGCACAGCCGGAACCGCCGGCGGUACCGAGCCCGAGGCGACGGCGCGGCCGCCCCGCAGCGCCAAGGCCAAGAGGCAGGAGGGGAUCUCCAGGUUUUACGUGAUCCAGGUGGUGUUCCGGAACGCUCUGGAGAUCGGCUUCCUGGGCGGUCAGUACUUCCUGUACGGAUUCCGCGUGCCGGCCAUCUUCGAGUGCGACCGCUACCCGUGCGUCAAGGAGGUGGAGUGCUACGUGUCGCGGCCCACCGAGAAGAGCGUCUUCCUCGUCUUCAUGUUCGCCGUCUCCGGCGUCUGCGUCCUGCUCAACCUGGCCGAGCUCAACCACCUGGGCUGGCGCAAGGUGCGCGCCGCCGUGCGCGGGGCCCGGGCGCGCCGCAAAUCCCUGGGGGAGGCGCGCAGGAAGGAGCCGGCGGCGCCCGCGCCCGCCAUGGGCAGGACGCAGUCCAGCGAGUCGGCAUACGUGUGAAUUUAAUGGGAUUGGGAUAAAAUGGGAUUGGGAUUGGGGCAGGACGCAGUCCAGCGAGUCGGCCUACGUGUGAAUUUAAUGGGAUUGGGA
This is a messenger RNA of Poecile atricapillus (Black-capped chickadee), 984 nucleotides long. Its product is annotated as gap junction delta-2 protein-like. NCBI's taxonomy places the organism in Eukaryota, Metazoa, Chordata, Aves, Passeriformes, Paridae. The coding region runs from base 49 to 894 and encodes 281 amino acids. Gene Ontology annotation, cellular component: connexin complex. The record is from RefSeq and is a predicted model, not a curated record. Gene Ontology annotation, biological process: cell communication. The transcript has 3 exons.